This is a messenger RNA of Klebsormidium nitens, 1413 nucleotides long. Lineage: Eukaryota; Viridiplantae; Streptophyta; Klebsormidiophyceae; Klebsormidiales; Klebsormidiaceae. The record is from the annotation of a GenBank genome assembly.
AUGGACACUCAUUCAGAAGACGCUGUAGUAGAGGGUUCUGGGCACUAUGCAAACGAAGCAUUUGAAGGGGAUGAGAAACACGAAGCACCCAGCACGGGGCCAGGCAAUGCUGUCACAUCGGAGAGCAAGUCAGAAGCAGAAGAAGCCGGAGUUGUAAGGAGUUUGAAAGACGGGCAAACUUCGACAUUCUCGCGAGCAAAGCCUGAGGAAACGAUGGAACAGACAAAUGCUGACUCUGCCGAGACCCGGCACGAAGACGGCGAGCCAUCAACGUCGAUGGAAGCAUCUAGUAAACUGGGAACCGAGGAAGAAGUCGGGGCAGGCUACAAAGACAAGACUGGUGCAAUUGGAGCAUUAGAAUUAAGAACAAAGAAAGUCACGCUGAUGGAUGGGGACCCGGCAGAGGUCAGGCCUGGGGAGGGUGCGGGAGCCAGGGAUGGAGGAGGGCCACAAGCGGGACGCUUUGGAAACGGAGUGUAUGCGCGGGAGGAAUAUAGUCCCCCAGGACACGUGGACAGGCCACUCGCGUCGCCUACCGGCAGCACCGGGAGAGGGACUGCUUUUAAGACUGGAAAGCGGAAGGACCUGAGCAAAAGCAUGCAGCGGAGCCAGUUUGGAAAGAUGGUCGACUCCAUCAAACAGUCUGCACCCUCGAUAGCGUUUGGGAGUGCCGACCGCUUCUCUCACGGCAGCAUAGGCUAUGUACCGAGCGGAGAGGGGGUUCCGGGGCCCGGCUGUUACGAGACCGUCAAGGACCUCGGAAAGGACAUGGGCUCGUCCGAGCACAGUCACCAUCCCGCGUACCACUUCGGACAUGACGAGCGCUUCAAGGGGCCGGGCACUAGCAGCCUCGUCAGGAUGCCGGACCCCGGCAAGUACGACAUCCCGCCGUCAAUCGGGCGACAGACGCUGUCGACCAAGGAGAGCGCGUCGCCCAAGUCGUUCGUCAAGGCGACGCGCAGCGUCAAAGUGUCCAUCGGGAAGGGCUUUGAGGAGGAUAUGUACGGCCUGGAUGCGCCGGGCCCGGGCACGUACCCCACCAAGUCAGGCUUCGGAACGCAGGCACGAUACUUCUCCUACUUGCAGGUUGGUGGAGGCCGGAGCCUGGAAGAGCGGAAGGCCUCCGAGCUUCCCGGCCCUGGGGAGUACGUCACCGUGUCUGCUGUGGGGCCUCAGGUGGAGUCCUCCCGGCCGUCUAAACCGGCCUUCCCCUUCGGCAGCGCGGGCCGGAACAGCGGAACUGGAAAGACCGCGGCUCCCGGCCCGGGCGCUUAUAAGAACGAGAAAUCCGGGUUUGGGGCCCAGCUGACGUCGCCCAAGCGGAGCAUGCCCGCCGUGUCCUUCACGAGCGCGAGCAGGUUUCCCAGGUCCGCCCUCGAGAAGACGCCUGGUCCCGGCUCCUACUGCAAUUGA